GACCAGGACCUGAGGGAAGCCAGCCGGGGAGGGGCCCUUUGUCAGGAAGGAAUAUUGUUACUAGCUCCACCGCCGGCUCUGGAAUAAACACGCUUUUUCUCCGCCAUAUUUCAGUGCAACAGCACACCCGUGUCGGCUCGGACCGGGACAUCCAGUUUCUAUCGGGAAAACAGAUCGGAGUGGAUGUUUUUUUGUAGCUCCUUGCACUGUUUUCUUUCUCCCCUUAGCCGCACUGAUUUGCACUGACCAGUCUUUCAAACCCGGUCCGGUGCCUCUCCCCUCCUCCUCCUCCCCUCUCCUUUCUUUAUCCCCGAAUCACUCCUUCUUUACCCUCGUUCUUUUUUGCCUUUUAUCCGAUCGCAACGCUGCAAAUUUGAAAAGAUGCCCAGCUCGCUCUUCGCCGACAGCAGCGUCCAGGGAGAUGCACUGGACGAACAGAGAGCCCUGCAGAUCGCCCUGGAUCAGCUCUCCCUGCUCGGCUUGGACAACGACGAGAACCCCUUGUACGACAACCAGGAGCCCCGGAAAAAGAGCGUCAACAUGACCGAAUGCGUCCCGGUUCCCAGCUCCGAGCAUGUGGCUGAGAUUGUGGGCAGACAGGGUUGCAAGAUCAAAGCGCUGCGAGCAAAGACCAACACCUACAUCAAGACCCCGGUUCGAGGCGAGGAGCCUGUUUUUGUGGUGACGGGCAGGAGGGAGGAUGUGGCUAUGGCCAGGAGGGAGAUAAUUUCUGCUGCUGAGCACUUCUCCAUGAUCCGAGCCUCCAGGAACAAAAACACCAGCCCAAAUGGGAGCGGCACCCCAGUCCCUGGACCACCUAACCUGCCUGGACAGACCACCAUCCAGGUGCGGGUGCCUUAUCGUGUGGUGGGGCUAGUUGUAGGCCCCAAGGGUGCCACCAUCAAGCGCAUCCAGCAGCAGACCCACACCUACAUUGUGACACCCAGUCGAGACAAAGAGCCGGUGUUCGAGGUGACUGGCAUGCCAGAGAAUGUGGAUCGAGCCCGUGAAGAGAUCGAAGCCCACAUCGCCAUGAGGACAGGAGGCCUUAUUGAGCUUCAGGAUGAAAAUGACUUCCACGCCAACGGGACUGAUGUGGGUUUUGAUCUGCACGGGCAUGCCACCCUCUGGUCCAAGCCCAGCACCGGGGUGACCUCCACUUCAGUGCAUAAACCCUUCUCCAACUACCGCAACGAUUCGUCCUCCUCCCUGGGAAGUGCGUCCACAGAUUCCUACUUUGGUAACAACAGCUCACGUAUGGCUGACUACAGCCCUCCAAGCCCCGCACUCAGCUACACCACCACCAACAACAACAAUGGCAACAACAAUAACAACAACAUCAAUGUCAACACCAACGGCAAUGGGUUUGUUUACGGAAGUGAAGUGAUCUCGCCUGACUGCACUGAUCUGACUUUUGACUCCUCAUCAGGGUUUGACUCCGCGCCAACCCCGCCGGGCCUCCUGUGGUCCCAGUACGAUAGUCAUAGGACCCCCUCGUCCACUGGAGGCAGCUCCCCCACCUCCACCUCAGCCAUAUUCUCCACCAACACCUCUAAUGCCAAUGGGAUAGUGAUGAGUCAGAGAAGGGUUAAUGGUUGUACCCCACAGCCCAGACUUUCACCUCCCCCCUACAGCCACACCAGGGGCCCCAUUGAGCACCCGUUAGCUCGGAGGGUGCGCAGUGAUCCAGGCGGAGGCCCACUCAGUUUCCCUGGUUAUUCCAGUACUAUCGCCUCCAUGCCGGGCCAUCACCUCCCUGGGGUUCCAUGCGACUCCUCUGCCUCAUCAACGUCGUCGUCGUCCUCCACCUCCUCCGGCACCAGCCGAAAAGGCAGCCGUGACUGUUCGGUGUGCUUCGAGAGUGAGGUCAUCGCGGCCCUGGUCCCCUGUGGGCACAACCUCUUCUGUAUGGAAUGUGCCAAUCGUAUCUGUGAGAGGAAUGAUCCCAAAUGCCCCGUCUGCCACACCGGCGUCACUCAGGCUAUACGUAUAUUUUCAUAAGAAGGGUAACUCUUUGACUGUCUCUUUUUGUCCACAAUAGACACAAAUAUACUCCUCAUACUGCUUUAAUGGGAUUUUCCAAUCAUCUGUUUGGAAAGUGUACAUAAAUAUCCAUAUGUAUGUAAGAGGCUGCAGUAUCCAGACGAAGUAAACAUCCUUUUGGGCUCCGUCGUAGUUGUUUAUAAUGUACUGUAGCUUGGGGAAAUAUUUUCAACAUCUAAGUGCAUGUUUUAAAUAUUACAGCAUAGUAAUCAAUAGUUCUAGUAAAUUGUACCCUAUAUUUAUGAAGUGAAGAGACACAGUGGGGUCAGGACGGAGGUAUGUGGGUCAGACUGUAGACUGUUAGCUGGUUGAGCUCUCCAGUUUUGCCGAUUCGAAUGUAGUAAGAGGGGAGACCAUGGCUGGGAAACAUGGAGGGCUUCCAGCCAAACAGGACUAUUGACUUACAAAGAUACUGCAGCUCGAGGUCUGAAACCAUGUGAGAGAGAGCAACAACAUAUCCUACAUAUGUAUAGAAUCAAUUUCACAAGUUGAAAGUUUUAAAUGACAUUAUUACAGAUUGAAGUAUUUUAUUAUUUUUUGACUUGAAAGAUUAUAUUUCUUAUUGCAAAGAUGUUUACAGAUAUUUUGAUUUAAGUUCAGUGAACUUUUUGUAGCUGGGUUGAAAUUAUGUUUAUUUUUUAGUAUGGCCUUAUGGCAUUGAUCACUGUAUUAUUUUAAUAUCACAUGACAAAAUGUGUAUUGCAUUUGACAGUAUUCUGUUGGGAUGGAGUUUUUAUAGGUUCAGCAAAAAAUGUCUUUUAUUCAGUAAUAUAAAGCAUAUUUUAUUCUAUAUUAUUAUGAAACAUUGAAAUGUACAAAACUUAGUAAGUUGAACACAAAGAAACCAUUUAUGCUUUCUAAAAUUUUUAUGAAUUAGAUUCCAGUGGGAAUUACAGGCUUCUGUUGCACCACUAUAGUUUUAGUAUUUCUAUUUUAAUACAUUUGUUUACCACUUGUUUAUGUAUAUGUAGGUGAAGUUACUUGAGCGUAAAUGUACUUUAUUGAGCAAAGUUUAAGAACAAAGUAUAUUUUAUUUUAUGAUAAAGGGCCUUUAACCUCAUGGUCAAAUACUAAUAUUAUAUUUGCUGAGACAAGAUUUGAAAAUGUAUCAAGAGUUUUAUUUUUCUGACAUUUAAAGUUAUACAUGAUAAAAAGUAAAACUUUUAAGUAAUGGUGCUACUUCAUGUUUUUUUUAAGUAUUUCUAUAUAAGUCCAAUAAAAUGGUACAUUCAU
Molecule: messenger RNA, 3276 nt
Organism: Cottoperca gobio
Lineage: Eukaryota; Metazoa; Chordata; Actinopteri; Perciformes; Bovichtidae
Gene: mex3b
Product: mex-3 RNA binding family member B
Exons: 2
Coding region: 382-2001 (539 amino acids)
Molecular function (GO): RNA binding
Source: RefSeq, a predicted model, not a curated record